ACUUUGCUUGUCCUGGGGGAUUACGUAUGGCCAAUGAGAGCGCAAUGAUUGGUGCAGGCACUGGCGGCAUCAAGUACUAGAGGUCUGAGUCCGGACAGCAGCGAGACGCCGCACUAUUCACGACGAUCCAUGCGCAUUCGCGGCAAGGACGGCGCGGGCGACGAGACGCCGAGUCGGGUGCUCUCUUGCAAAUUUGGGCGCUCAACGUAGCCGCGCGGGAGUAGUCACACAAGUGCAACGACAUUCUGCAGGCCGCAAGGCCACCCCGUUCGUAUUUACGGAGACGUCGCAUACGUCCUAGGGUGGAGCGAGAUGCGCUUCAAGCGACUUGUUGGGUUCCGGGGUUCUUGCACGCCGAAACCGCAAAAGUCUCUGCGAUAUUCCACAUCACCGCGUCUACACCUGAUGCAUCAAACUACCAUGAGGCUUUUGACCGUCGACUCUCCCGUUCAACCUGUUUUCACUCGACCCAUCAUCUGCGUUCUGAUCCUUUGCCCCCUCCCUCUCCCUGAUUGACAUUACCAAUGCUCCUUACACUAGCCAUCCAUCUCUUGAACUGCUGUCUUUUCUGCCGUCCUCGACCCGCCACCCCCUUCACCCGCGCCGAUUUGUCCAUGUCCCUGCACAAAUGAUACCAAU
Molecule: messenger RNA, 639 nt
Organism: Ceraceosorus bombacis
Lineage: Eukaryota; Fungi; Basidiomycota; Exobasidiomycetes; Ceraceosorales; Ceraceosoraceae
Source: the annotation of a GenBank genome assembly